AUGGAUACUUCUAUAAAGUGCGUCGUCGUAGGAGAUGGAGCAGUGGGAAAGACUUGUUUAUUAAUCUCAUUCUCGUCAAAUACAUUCCCAGAGGACUAUGUGCCAACAGUAUUUGAUAACUAUUCCGCAAACGUGAUGUAUAAGAACACGACUGUUUCAUUAGGUUUGUGGGAUACUGCUGGCCAAGAUGACUAUGAUCGUUUGAGGCCUUUGUCAUACCCAGAUGCUCAAGUCUUUCUUGUUUGCUUCUCUGUUGUCAAUCACACAAGUUUAACGAACGUAAAAGCCAAGUGGGUUCCCGAAGUUAGACAUCACUGUCCAAAAGUUCCAAUUGUUCUUGCAGGUACAAAGUGUGAUCUUCGUAAAGAUAAGGAUUACAUUCAACGAGAAGGAUUGCAAGUAGUGAGCCCAGAGGAAGGUCAACGAGUUGCUAAAGAAGUGGGAGCUCAAUAUUACUCGGAAUGUUCAGCAAAAUCUCAAGAAGGAUUGAAGGAGACUUUCAACUAUGUUAUUGAAUGUGUUUUGGAUCCAAAGUCUCCUGAUGUCGGAAAGAAGAACGAGAAGAAGGGCAAGUGUGAAAUUUUGUAA
Molecule: messenger RNA, 588 nt
Organism: Naegleria fowleri
Lineage: Eukaryota; Heterolobosea; Eutetramitea; Acrasida; Naegleriidae
Exons: 5
Coding region: 1-588 (195 amino acids)
Biological process (GO): small GTPase-mediated signal transduction
Molecular function (GO): GTP binding; GTPase activity
Source: RefSeq, a predicted model, not a curated record